Molecule: messenger RNA, 2609 nt
Organism: Oncorhynchus masou masou (cherry salmon)
Lineage: Eukaryota; Metazoa; Chordata; Actinopteri; Salmoniformes; Salmonidae
Product: cilia- and flagella-associated protein 251-like
Exons: 2
Coding region: 249-1304 (351 amino acids)
Cellular component (GO): cytoplasm
Molecular function (GO): NAD+ poly-ADP-ribosyltransferase activity
Source: RefSeq, a predicted model, not a curated record
UUGAAAACGAAAGGAAGACAGACAACUUCUAUGUACAUUCCUUUUACCAGUAACAACUUUAUUUGGUGUAGAAUAAUCUGUCUGGUGAUUCACUUUUACUUUACCUCUACCUCCCAUUAGAGAUCAACACCGACCUGUCAUUAAGUGAACUAACUAAUAUAGAACCAUAUAACUUGGACGUUUUUUGCAUUGUGCAUUGACACACUUAUUUGUGGUCAGGGAGGGAAUUCCUUAAAAUUGGGGAGGAUAUGGCCAUGUGGGGAGGAGAUUACUUCACUACUUCUGCACGAAGAAUGGCUCUGUCAGGGCCACGGAAUGGCAGAACCUACAUCAUGUACCAUGGCACCUCUUGGUGGGCUGCACAGAAAAUCAUGGCCAAAGGUUUUUGUCAAUCCAAGCGUGGCAUGUUGGGGCAGGGUGUGUACCUAAGCCGGGACCUGGAGAAGGCUAGUAGAUACCCCCUGGACCUCACUGAACACCAGAAGGUUGUCAUCAAAGUUCAAGUCAAUGUGGGCAAGGUGAAAAAAGUAGACCGCAAAGGCCACCCUUUGCAGAAGACGUGGCAUGACAAAGGUUACGACUCAGCCUGGGUUCCUCCUAACUGUGGCAUGGUGAAGAGUGGUUUAGAAGAGAACUGUGUCUGGGACCCAAACCGCAUUACUGUUUUAGACACUAUCAAAUCAAAAACAGAGCCCACCUUACAAAGUGAGGACACUGAUGAGGAAGAGGAUGGGGAGGAUACUGAGGAGGAGGAAGAAGGGGUGGAGGGAGAGGAGGAGGAUUAUGAGGAAGAGGGGGUUGAUGAAGAGGAGGAGGGGGAUUAUGAGGAAGAGGGGGUUGAUGAAGAGGAGGAGGAGGAGGAGGAAGAGGAUUAUGAGAAAGAAGUGGUGGAGGGAGAGGAGGAGGAUUAUGAGGAAGAGGGGGUUGAUGAAGAGGAGGAGGAGGAUGAUUAUGAGAAAGAAGAGGAAGCAGAUGGGGACACUGAGGAGGAGGAGGAUGAGGAGGAAGCGGAUGGGGACACUGAGGAGGAGGAGGAGGAGGGAGAGGACGAGAAGGAGGAGGAAGCGGAUGGGGACACUGAGGAGGAGGAGGAGGAGGAGGAGGAGGAGGAGGGAGAGGAAGAGGAGGAAGCAGAUGGGGACACUGAGGAGGAGGAGGAUGAGGAGGAAGCGGAUGGGGACACUGAGGAGGAGGAGGAGGAGGGAGAGGAAGAGGAGGAAGCAGAUGGGGACACUGAGGAGGAGGAGGGGGACACUGAGGAGGAGGAGGAAGAAGAGGAGAUGGAGGGAGAGGAGGAUUAUUAGGAAGAGGAGGAGGACUCAUGGUGAAGAUAAGCAGGCAAUUCUAUGAACUCAGUGGUGUUUUUAACACAUCUACUCUCUCUCUCUCAGGCUGAGGGACAUUGUAAAAUGUCAGCUAAUUUGUUAUUUUGGGAAAGUAACUUCUGUAGAUGUUUACUUACUUAAUGUGAUUCAUUUGCAUUUGUCCCACAGGUGUGAGACACAAUAAUGGUCAUGAUUAGGGACAUGAGUUUUUCCCGACCACAAUGGCCUGACCAGGAUAAACUCCAGGCUCUGGUUAUGAUACACAGAUUUAGGGGCCCAAUGUUGUUCCUGGUCAGGUACAUCAAACUUGAUAUACACUGAAAGAAGACUAAGUGCUUCACAUGUACUGUAUAGCCAGAGGAUAAUAAACAUGUUUUUGUACUUGCUGACCUUUGGUGGUAAAGCUAUUACAAUGCUGACAUCAGACAUCAAUAUAACAACCAUAGAAAUAUGGCUGAAAAUACAGCCUGUCGACUAUCUACGUAUUCAGACAUUAUACAGUGUUACAAUCUAGACAGACAUACAACCAUAACACAAAACAUUAUUACCCUUCUCCAUCCUUGCACAGUGGGGGACUUGUAUAACACGCACGCACACACACACACAAACUGCAGCAACAUGUCCAGCCCUAGUCUGUUAAUCUGUGUGGUCAUCCUCUGGGGACAGGGCUGACAGAGAUUUCCUCAGUGUGCUGUUACCAAAACGUAUGUAUGUGUGUGGUGUAUAUAUGUUACUCAAUGUGUGUGUGUCUACUAGCUCACCCACCACCACCGCACACAGGCGGCCGGUCACCACACGGCCACGCCAAAGCCCCUUGUAUACCUCCCCCUGCCUCCCUCCUCUCCCUCUCCCUGGCUGGCUAACAGUCUGUCUCCCCUCCACCCCCAACACACCAAUCUCCCCUGCCUGCCUUCCUCACCUGUUAAGACUGUCGCUAUACAGGAACGACCAGGAAACAUUGGGUCCUUGAUGAAAAUGCAUGUUCUGACACUCACAUUGGCGGAUAUUGUGGCCUUACCAAUACAGAAGGAAUCACACACACACACACACACACACACACACAGUCUUGAAAGGAGGCUAUUUGAAGUAAUGGAGCAUGUCAAUGGAAGAAAAUGUUUGAUUAAAUAUUUAUUUGAAGUAUUGCAGAUCACAUUCAAAGAUGAGGUACAAAAGAAGUGGAUUUGAUACAGCUGACCAAUUUGUCAUAAUUGUAUUUUUAUUUAGCUUUGUGUUAUUACAUGAAAAUGUGUUUACAUAUUAAAUCAACAAGUGCGGCUCAGUCAA